AUGGUUAAGGAUAUAGAGGUCCCGAUUCUGGCACAAUUCGCGGAUUACCUGUCGCCAGAAGUUCGUGCAGUUACCGUUGACGAAGAUGGACUCCUUGUUGGAGUCUCGACUGACCCUGAAGAGGAUGAUACUCCAUGUUUUGCAUAUAUCCCCUUGUCCGCUGCUGGAUCACUUGCCAAUUACGGCACGAUCCAAUACUCUAAACUUCAUGAGCUCGAUCCGCUUGGACCAGUCUGCCAUCCCACCCUAAUAUAG
Messenger RNA from Penicillium cosmopolitanum, 255 nucleotides. RefSeq names its product kinase-like domain-containing protein. The record is from RefSeq and is a predicted model, not a curated record. Lineage: Eukaryota; Fungi; Ascomycota; Eurotiomycetes; Eurotiales; Aspergillaceae. The transcript has 3 exons. The coding region runs from base 1 to 255 and encodes 84 amino acids.